Centrocercus urophasianus (Greater sage-grouse) is the source of this 2584-nucleotide messenger RNA. RefSeq names its product VANGL planar cell polarity protein 2 (gene VANGL2). NCBI's taxonomy places the organism in Eukaryota, Metazoa, Chordata, Aves, Galliformes, Phasianidae. Gene Ontology annotation, cellular component: plasma membrane. The record is from RefSeq and is a predicted model, not a curated record. Gene Ontology annotation, biological process: multicellular organism development; Wnt signaling pathway, planar cell polarity pathway; establishment of planar polarity. The transcript has 9 exons. The coding region runs from base 411 to 1976 and encodes 521 amino acids.
UCCUCCUCCUUCCUCCUCCGCCUCCUCCGCCGCAGCCUCGGGAUCCCGCGGCUCUCGGUGCGGGGGGGGACGCUCACAAAGCUUGGAGCCCGACGUGUGAGCAGUGCCCAUGCCCCAUUGCCUGCCAGCUGGAUGCCGUCCCCUCUGCAUGCUGACGAUGCCCCGCGCGCCCCGGUGACCAGUCAGACGGGGACAGCACCCGUCUGCAGCUCGGCUGGCGGCCGUUCCCAUUUCUCCGAGCACAGCCCAGCCCAGCAUUCAAAAUAGAGUCCCUCAAGGUGACGGUCGACUUCCUGAAGGUGCCCCUUGGCCUGAAGAAGCCCCCUCUGAAGGAGGCCGUGGCCAUCCCGGGGUCAGGCAAAGCCAAGCCCCCCGGCGUGGAGCGGCACAAACCCCGGCGUGCCGACAGCAUGGACAAUGAGUCACAGUACUCGGGCUACUCCUAUAAAUCCGGGCACUCCCGUAGCUCCCGAAAGCACAGGGACCGAAGGGAUCGGCACCGCUCCAAGAGCCGGGAUGGGAGCCGUGGGGACAAGUCAGUGACCAUCCAAGCACCAGGAGAGCCUCUGCUGGACAACGAAUCAACCCGGGGGGAUGAGAGGGAUGACAACUGGGGCGAGACCACCACGGUGGUGACGGGGACGUCGGAGCACAGCAUCUCACACGAUGACAUCACACGCAUCACCAAGGACAUGGAGGACAGCGCGCACCUGGACUGCUCACGGCACUUGGGCGUCGCGCUGGCCGGGGCGUUGGCUCUGCUCGCCUUCCUCACCCCUCUCGCCUUCAUGCUGCUGCCCCAGCUGCUGUGGCGGGAGGAGCUGGAGCCCUGUGGGACGCCCUGCGAGGGGCUUUUCAUCUCGGUGGCCUUCAAACUCCUCAUCCUCCUGCUGGGCAGCUGGGCGCUCUUCUUUCGCCGCCCCAAGGCCUUUUUCCCGCGCGUCUUCGUCUUCCGUGCGCUGCUCAUGGUGCUCGUCUUCCUCCUGGUCGUCUCCUACUGGCUCUUCUACGGCGUGCGCAUCCUGGACUCGCGGGACCGCAAUUACCAGGGCAUCGUGCAGUACGCUGUCUCGCUGGUGGACGCGUUGCUCUUCGUGCACUACCUGGCCGUGGUGUUGCUCGAGCUGCGCCAGCUCCAGCCCCAGUUCACGCUCAAGGCCGUGCGCUCCACCGACGGGGCCAGCCGCUUCUACAACGUCGGGCACCUCAGCAUCCAACGAGCAGCCAUCUGGAUCCUGGAGAACUAUUACCACGAUUUCCCAGUCUACAAUCCUGCCCUCCUCAACCUGCCAAAAUCCGUCCUGUCCAAGAAAAUGUCCGGGUUUAAAGUCUAUUCCCUCGGCGAGGAAAAUACCACCAACAACUCCACGGGGCAGUCCCGGGCUGUCAUCGCUGCGGCUGCCCGACGGCGUGACAACAGCCAUAAUGAGUACUACUAUGAGGAGGCAGAGCAUGAGCGCAGGGUGCGGAAACGCCGCGCCAGGCUGGUGGUGGCAGUGGAAGAGGCUUUCACCCACAUCAAGCGGCUGCAGGACGAGGACCAGAAGAACCCACGGGAGAUCAUGGACCCCCGGGAGGCAGCCCAGGCCAUUUUCGCCUCCAUGGCACGGGCCAUGCAGAAGUACCUGCGCACCACCAAGCAGCAGCCCUACCACACCAUGGAGAGCAUCCUGCAGCACCUUGAGUUCUGCAUCACCCACGACAUGACGCCCAAGGCGUUCCUGGAGCGGUACCUGAGCGCCGGGCCCACUAUCCAAUACCACAAGGACCGCUGGCUGGCCAAGCAGUGGACGCUGGUCAGCGAGGAGCCAGUGACCAACGGUCUGAAGGACGGGGUGGUUUUCGUGCUGAAGCGCCACGACUUCAGCCUGGUGAUCAGCGCCAAGAAGAUCCCUUUUUUCAAGCUCUCGGAGGAGUUUGUGGACCCCAAGUCGCACAAGUUCGUCAUGAGGCUGCAGUCUGAGACCUCCGUGUGAGCACACAGAGCGCUGCAGGGGCUCCAGGGUGGCCUGGGUCGUGCAGGUCCCUGAGCACCAAGCCCCAUCCCUGGCACGAGGCCGCUCGGUGCCCAUCCCCACGCUCCCACACCCAGCUCCUCGCAGCCAUCCCCAGGAGGCACUGCCAGCACAGCACAGUGUCACAGCCAGACGGGCAGCAUCUCAGUGCCAUCCCCCCAAGGGCUGACCUUUGGCUGAGUUCUCUGCACCAGCAGCCUCGCUCGUGGCCAGGUCUGAAGCAUCUCCUGCGUCUUCCUCUUCUGCUGCGACCGCUGCGUCUCCGGUCUUAAAGCACCACCUGUGUCUGGGCUGGUUGGUAAUAACGACACUUUGGGAGUGUUUUGCAAACCCCUGUGAUCUGAGGCUGCUAUGGAACCAUCUCUCUGCCCCGUGACCGGGGCAGACCCCACAGGCACGGUGCUGCUGCUACGGGAGACCCUCAGCUCCCCACUGCUUUGGGCAUGGAGCUCCUCACAGAAGCAGGAGGUCUGACGAUGAAGCUGAGAAACAUCCCAGCGCUGUGGGUACCCCAGCCCACCUCCAGCUCCCAGCACACCCCUCACAUAGGGCCGUUACCCCAUUCCAAC